GGGUCACAGAAAGUUUAAGAGUGCCUUACAGGGGAGACUAGCUUCUUUUUGCCUCAACCUUUACACACUGACGGGAUGUUACAGGUUUUGCUGCUUACUCUCUCUGUAGUUGCCAUUGCUCAUGCUGAGCUCUGCAAGCCAGAUGCACAGAAUGCUUUCAAAGUACGGCUUAGUAUCAAAACAGCUUUGGGAGAUAAUGCAUACGCCUGGGAUGCUAAUGAAGAGUACCUCUUCAAAGCAAUGGUGGCUUUUGCAAUGAGAACAUAUUCCAACAAGAGCACAACUCAAAUUUCCGAUGUGCUGCUCUGCAAUGUGACAGAUCGGGUGUCAUUUUGGUUUGUGGUCACAGAUUCUUCCAAAAACGUGACAACUGUUCCUGGAAGUGAGGUGGAGGCAGCCAUCAGGAUGAACCGGAACAGAAUCAACAGUGCCUUCCUACUGAAUGACAAAACACUGCAGUUCCUGAAGAUAACUUCAACCUUAUCACCUCCAGUUGAACCCUCCACACCUGUCUGGCUUAUCGUGUUUGGUGUUGUUCUUUGUCUCAUUGUGGCGGGAAUUGUUUUCCUCGUUGUUGCAGGGAUUCAACAACGCAAGAAAAAGAAUAAAGAGUCAGCAGAGAGAGAAAAUUUGGAAGAGAAAGGCGAAGUGACAGUAGCGGUAGAAAAUGGGAUUCCUUGCGAAACGCUGGAUUUAAAAGCAGGCCACAUUAAUGGAGUCUUUGCAGCAGAUGAUGAACGGUUCACGUCCUUAUGAAAUGUUGCCAUUGCUAUCUAGUGGUUUUUUGAAAAAAACUCCUGUGCCUACCUUAUCUCGUCACUACUCCUGAAUAUCAAACAUGAAGACCAGAGAAAUGUCCUUUCACUUAAUUUCCCUCGAGAGAACCUUUUACUGAUAACACAUACACUCAAACCUCCAUUUACAGAGCUUUUGUUCAUGAGCAAAGCAAAUGAGAAGACCUCAGAUGAUAUCCAUUAAAGAUUUCCAGAAGCUGUGUAGCAGAACAGGGUUAAAAUGUGCCUUGUGACAGGCGUUUAAUUUUUAAUGAUUAUUUAAAUAUGUCUGUUGCUUAUUUUCCCCCUGAUGUAAAUGUGAAAUGGCAUUAUUCCUGAAUGUCACUGAGGAGAUCAUCUAUCAUUGUCAGUACUUGCUGGGCUUGCUUUCAAGCCAUAUGCAAAAGUUUCUCUGUAAAAUUACUUCUGUUUGCUGAUAUGCAGUAUGCCUUUGGAUGGAAUAGUGAUCAGUGCACGAAAGUUUUAAUUUAUCAAGAAGAAAAAAGCAAGCUUUUACAGCCUCCAUAAGAGCAGGUUAAAAGCAGCUGGGUCAUCUGUAGCUUUAGGACUACCAAGGAUCUGUUACUAAAAAUGUUUUUCACUUGGCAGUCAGUCAUAGAAUACAUGACCUGGAAAUUAAAAGUUGCAAAAGUUUGAAAUUUGUUCAAAUUAAAAGUUGCAACAAAGUGCAGAUUUUCAAAAGGUGCAGUCAGCGGUUAGUGGCCCAGCUCUCAUUAAGUCUAUGAGGGCAUUUCGCAGCUCUUUGAGAAUAGUUUCCUUACAUUUUUUAAUAAUAAAACUAGAGCAGAUUUCCAAGACAGAGCAAACCCAAGGCCAGCUGAACUUUUCAUGUGACAGCUGGAUAGCUUUCGAAAUGAUUCAGUGUUUGAAACCCCAGCUGCUGGGCUUGAUGCACCUGACCUGAAUGAGGACCUGUCGGCAGGUGGUGGUAAGUUGGCGAGAUCACUCAGAGCUGUGUUUCCUGUUUGUGUGGCUGGCAGCUGAGGGCAUCGAAGGGCGCCAGACCCUGAACAGCAUUGUUGGAUUACUCUGAGGUCAGCCAUACAUACAGACUGUGCUACCUGUGCCCUAAUCUCAUUCCCAUUUAAAUCAGUGAUAAAAGUCGUUCUGAUUUCCGAAGAACUGGGCCUCAGUAAAGGGGAGCUGUAUGUGUGGUUAACUGCACAGAGAGAAUGGAAGUGUGUUGAAGCAAAAUAUGGUAUCGGCAGUCAGCAAACAGCUGCCCACAUCACUGGAGGCAGGAUUUGACCAUUAGCCAUCCUGUUUCCAGUGUCAUGUUUGGAGGCAAUAUUAGAAAACCCAUUUACUUAUUAGGGUUAUCCCAUCGGACUCCUCACCAACAGGAACAGGGUAAAACAGAGCAAAAGCUGCUUGUAAAGGACCCUCCAGUGUCCUGAACAGUACAAAGGUUUCUUGUCUCCCAGGUACAAAUCCUUCAGCAUUUUGGCUGCAUCGAGCACUUUGGUUGUCCAUUUGGCUUAGCGCUGGCUCUGGGGUUCGGGGUGGGCAGAAGGGGAGGAAUGGGGAGAGAAGGGGAAGCAGCAGGGCGAAGGAAGCAAGCUGAGCGGGGGAAGCUGGAAGAUGGGGGAGGUGGGGGAGAGGAGGGCUAAAUGCAAAAUAAAACUAUGGAACCCACU
Grus americana (Whooping crane) is the source of this 2431-nucleotide messenger RNA. It is a transcript of the gene CLTRN, whose product is annotated as collectrin, amino acid transport regulator. The transcript is spliced from 6 exons. Bases 76 to 756 code for a protein of 226 amino acids. NCBI's taxonomy places the organism in Eukaryota, Metazoa, Chordata, Aves, Gruiformes, Gruidae. The record is from RefSeq and is a predicted model, not a curated record.